This is a messenger RNA of Mobula hypostoma (lesser devil ray), 1506 nucleotides long. RefSeq names its product thyrotropin-releasing hormone receptor-like. NCBI's taxonomy places the organism in Eukaryota, Metazoa, Chordata, Chondrichthyes, Myliobatiformes, Myliobatidae. The record is from RefSeq and is a predicted model, not a curated record. Gene Ontology annotation, biological process: phospholipase C-activating G protein-coupled receptor signaling pathway. Gene Ontology annotation, cellular component: membrane. The transcript has 3 exons. Gene Ontology annotation, molecular function: thyrotropin-releasing hormone receptor activity. The coding region runs from base 1 to 1506 and encodes 501 amino acids.
AUGCCUGAAGAGUCUAAACAUCCUGUUAUACGGGCAAAGGAUCUUCAUAUCUCAGACAUCAUUCUGAGGCAUGUACAUCAAGAGGUGGGACAUUGUGGCUGUAACCAUAUGUUACCCAGGUUGCACCAAAUGUACUGGAUUCCUGGUGCUAGUACAGCUAUAAGACGAAUCCCGUCUAAGUGUGUUGUUUGCCGAUGGACGCACGCAGCUCCAGGAUGCCAGCCCAUGGCAGAUCUACCUCUGGACAAGGUCUCUCCCAAAGAACCUCCAUUUACACGUGUGAGUGUGGACUACUUUGUACCUUUUGAGGUGAAGAGCAGAAGUGGAACAGUGAAGAGCUCCCUGGCAAAUCCAGCUUCAGCUGGGACGGACUUGGUUUACAAAUCCACAGAGUACAAGGCUGCCUCAGUGCUGUUGGUUUCGACAAUAUGUGGAACUGGAAUCAUCGGGAAUAUUAUGGUGGUGCUGGUGGUCAUGACCACCAGGCGCAUGAGAACUCCAACUAACUAUUACCUGGUCAGCCUUGCCAUGGCUGAUCUGAUGGUCCUAGUGGCAGCAGGUUUACCUAAUAUUUCUGACAGUCUGAUUGAUGAAUGGAUCUAUGGGCAUGUAGGCUGCAUGGGUAUCACCUACCUACAAUACCUGGGCAUCAAUGCAUCAUCAUGUUCCAUUACAGCAUUCACUGUGGAACGAUACAUCGCCAUCUGCCACCCAAUGAAAGCACAGUCCAUAUGCACAGUCUCCAGAGCCAAGAAAAUCGUAACGUUUCUUUGGGUAAUUACCUCCUUCUAUUGCAUGCUGUGGUUUUUCUUGGUAGAUCUCAACAUCAACAGCAGGCAGAACGCUGAAUGUGGCUACAAAGUCUCCAGGAAUCUGUACUUGCCCAUCUACUUCAUCGAUUUCACCAUCUUCUAUGUGAUCCCUUUGAUUGUGGCCUCAGUGCUGUACGGUCUGAUUGGCCGGGUCCUGUUCCUCAGUCCCAUUCCAAGCCAAGUUAAUACAGGCCCUGAGCAACGGAACGAGCGUCGUGGGUCAGAGCAAAUCGGCUCCCACACUGCUAGCCGAACAAGCAAGGGAUCGAUCUCAUCCAGGAAGCAGGUCACUAAAAUGCUUGUUGUGGUUGUUAUUCUGUUUGCUGUACUCUGGAUGCCAUACAGAACAAUAGUCGUCGUCAAUUCCUUCAUGGACAAGCAAUUCGACAAUGUUUGGUUCCUCUUAUUCUGCAGGCUAUGCAUCUAUACCAACAGUGCUAUCAAUCCUAUCAUUUAUAAUCUCAUGUCUCAGAAAUUCAGAUCCGCUUUCAAAAGACUGAGCAACUGUAGCCAAGCUAACACACAGCAGCGACCACUGUACACAACUCCUCUUAAUUACAGUGCGAUGCAGAAUACGGUCAAAGUUAAUGGCAAGCAACACGGUGAAAAGCAGAAUGAUCGGGGGAAAAGUGACAACAUAAAAAUGGAAUCUACUUCAUCUACAAUAGAAGAUCAGAUAUACUCCAGUGUUUAA